Apis cerana (Asiatic honeybee) is the source of this 920-nucleotide messenger RNA. Its product is annotated as histidine-rich glycoprotein-like. NCBI's taxonomy places the organism in Eukaryota, Metazoa, Arthropoda, Insecta, Hymenoptera, Apidae. The record is from RefSeq and is a predicted model, not a curated record.
AUGGUAAAUGAUAAUUCAAGAUGUGGGGGAAAACACGAGGAGAAAGGUGGUGGUUCAGAGUAUCAGGAAGAUCAUCGUAACUUCGAUGAGGAAAAGGGUGACAAGGGUUACAAAGUCUUCCAUGAGUUCGACAAAGGUGAGAAGGGUCACCACGACAAAGAGGAUCACAAGAAAGUGUACGACGAGAAGAAGGGGGAAAAAGAGAAGAAACACGAAGAGGAAGAUCACUACGAUGAAAGUCACCAGGAUGAAGAAGGCGACAAAGGUGCAAAAUUCGACGAGGAGGGCAAACAUCAGAAAGGUUACAGUACCAAAGGAGAGCACAGUGUCUUCAAGAAGGAUGAAUAUGAAAAGAAGCAUGAUUUUUAUGAUGAAUACCACGAGGAUGGGGAACAUGAGAAACAUGGCGGAUAUCAUCACGAACAUGAGGGCAAGAAAGGUGGACACGAGAAGAAGGGACACACAGAUUCUGCUCGACGCGAGCAUCAUCAUGGUAAGAAGAAGCAUCACGAGGAGGGCCAUCAUCAUCGUAAGCAAAAAGGUCGAAAGCUCGAUGAAGGUCACAACAGUCAUCAUCAACAUGACAGAAAAUAUGGAAAGAAGGGUGGACACGAAUCGGGGAAGAAAUGGUUCGCCAGCAGUGGUCAUUAAAUUCUUAAAUGACGAAGUAUGUCUUUUUAAAUAUGUAUCACAUAUAAUAAUUUAUGCUUGACCAAUUACAGCCAUGAAUAUGGAUUUAAUUUUACUAAUGUGCAAAUAUGAAUUCUUUAAAAGAUUGAUUCUACAACUAGUCAUAAUGAUGAAUAUUUAAAGAAACUUAUUUCUACAUUGGAAUUUUUUAAAAAUAAUAUUGUUUAAAAUAAUAUUAAGAAUAUAAGAAAAAAAUAAAAAAAAGGAGAAAAAAAAUAUAUUACAAAAAA